UAAUAAUAAUAAUAACAUGAAAGAUAGAAAGACAUCAUGGGCAAAGCUACGCCGAGUGGACUCCCUCAAUCUGGAGGCUGGAAGGGUCUCCAUGACUACCUCUCACAACCAUCCUUCAGGGGGGAUCUGGAGAAGGACGUUGAUAUUAGCAUUUCAGAGCAUAGGGAUCGUGUAUGGGGACAUAGGGACGUCUCCACUGUACGUGUUCGCAAGCACUUUCACAAAAGGAAGCAUUGAAAAUGGAGAUGAUAUUCUUGGUGUUCUCUCUCUCAUCAUCUACACAAUUGCUCUUGUUCCCAUGCUCAAGUACGUCUUCAUUGUCUUGUGGGCUAACGACAAUGGCGACGGUGGGACCUUCGCUCUCUAUUCCUUGAUAUGCCGCUACGCCAAGGUCAGCCUCAUUCCCAAUUACCAACCCGAAGACCGGCAGCUCUCGAACUACAGACUUGAAACUCCAUCCAACCAGUUGCGACGGGCUCUCAAGAUUAAGGAGAUGCUCGAGAAGACUAAAACUUCUCACCUCCUGCUUUUCAUCGUCGCCAUCACCGGAACUUCCAUGGUUAUCGGCGACGGCGUUCUUACUCCAUCCAUUUCCGUCCUCUCCGCCGUCAGCGGCAUCAAGUCUCUCGGCCAAGACGUGGUGGUGGGGAUAUCCAUAGCAAUCUUGGUGAUUCUGUUUUCGGUUCAGAGAUUCGGCACUGACAAAGUAGGAUCAUUGUUUGCUCCGAUAAUCUUCGUGUGGUUUUCGUUCCUCAGUGGCAUCGGUCUUUACAACUUGUUCAAGUAUGAUAUUGGUGUUUUACGCGCUUUCAAUCCAUAUUACAUAGUGGAGUACAUGAAGAGAAAUGGAAGACAAGGAUGGGUCUCUCUUGGUGGAAUCUUUCUCUGCAUAACAGGGACGGAGGCCAUGUUUGCUGACCUAGGUCACUUCAACAUCCCUGCAAUUCAACUGAGUUUUUCUUGCAUCGCAUUUCCUGCGUUAUUGACUGCAUAUGCUGGGCAAGCCGCUUACCUCCGCAAGUUCCCUGAUGAGGUCUCUGAUGCAUUUUACAAGUCAAUACCGGAUCCACUAUAUUGGCCGAUGUUCGUGGUGGCAGUAGCAGCUUCAAUCAUAGCGAGCCAAGCAAUGAUAUCAGGAGCAUUCUCAAUAAUAUCACAGUCACUGAGUUUGGGUUGUUUCCCAAGAGUGAAAGUGGUUCACACAUCUGCAAAGUACGAGGGUCAAGUCUACAUUCCUGAAGUCAACUACUUGCUCAUGAUCGCUUGUGUUAUUGUCACCGCUGCCUUCAAGACCACCGAGAAGAUCGGCAACGCUUAUGGAAUCGCCGUGGUGACGGUAAUGGUGCUGACGACAUGUCUGGUGACGCUGAUAAUGCUGGUGAUAUGGAAGACGAGCAUAUGGCUGAUCGCUCUCUUCUUUGUGGUGUUCGGGUCGAUAGAGGUGAUAUACAUGUCGUCGGUGAUGUACAAGUUCACACAGGGCGGUUUCCUUCCGCUGGUGUUUUCUUUGUUCCUCAUGAGUGUCAUGUGGAUUUGGCACUACGUUCACAAGGAAAGGUACAUGUACGAGCUCAGGAACAAGGUUUCCAGUGAGUACGUGAGAGAAUUGGCCGGCAGCCCAAACAUAAACCGGGUCCCUGGAAUGGGGCUUCUCUACUCUGAGCUAGUGCAGGGCAUUCCUCCUAUUUUCACCCACUUCAUCACCCACAUCCCUUCUAUUCACUCCGUUCUCGUCGUCGUCUCCAUCAAGUCCAUUCCCAUCAGCAAAGUUGCCUUGGAGGAGCGCUUUCUCUUCCGCCAAGUGGAGCCCAAGGAGUACCGCAUGUUCCGUUGCGUGGUGAGGUACGGCUACAACGACGUGCUUGGGGAGCCCAAGGAGUUCGAGCGUCAAUUGGUGGAGCAGCUCAAGGAAUUCAUCCAACAUGAGAGCUUCAUCAAUGAAGCAGAACAGCUCGAAACCAAAGAUGAACACAAAGAUAAAGAGGCGCUGCCAUCAGCAUCUCGUGAUCAUGAUCACGUCUCCGUCUCAUCAGCUAAUUCGUCUGGCAACAAUUCCAUUCGAUCAUUCAACAAGUCCACGCAUUCCUCUAGCCGAAUAGUGCCUGCAUCGGGUCCCGUGGAGGCCGUGGCCAAGGGAGCAGAAGAAGAGAUGGAGUUUGUACAGCAGGCAAUGGAGAAGGGAGUGGUGUAUCUGCUGGGAGAAACCCAAGUGGUGGCCUCACAGGAGUCUUCAUUUUUGAAGAAGGUUGUGGUGAAUUACGCCUACAGUUUCCUGAGGAAGAACUUCAGGCAGGGAGAGAAGGUCAUGGCCAUUCCUUCAGCCAGGCUUCUCAGGGUCGGAAUGACUUAUGAGAUUUGACUUUUGAGAGAUCAUCAUAACG
This is a messenger RNA of Morus notabilis, 2381 nucleotides long. Its product is annotated as potassium transporter 5. Gene Ontology annotation, biological process: potassium ion transmembrane transport. Gene Ontology annotation, cellular component: membrane. The transcript has 8 exons. Bases 17 to 2359 code for a protein of 780 amino acids. Lineage: Eukaryota; Viridiplantae; Streptophyta; Magnoliopsida; Rosales; Moraceae. Gene Ontology annotation, molecular function: potassium ion transmembrane transporter activity. The record is from RefSeq and is a predicted model, not a curated record.